UUAAUGAAGGAUGGAUUCAAAUCUGAAAUUAGUUUAGUAAUAAAGGAAAUUACUUCGUUAAUAUCAAACGCAAAUUAUCUGGCCUCACAAAUCAAUAAUGUACAACACUGGGGUGGUAAAAUUGACGUAGAUAAAAUGAGACCACUGAACGAAGAGUAUAAAGCUCCCAGGAUAGAUCCAAGUGAACUAAAAGAACCAUAUACUUCUAAAGAUAACGUUCGUGGAUCCGAGAAAACUAUUCGUAAAAAAAUUUUCCGUGGAAUAGAGGUUGCAUGUAAAAAAGUUCAAUUUUUUGAAGAUAGCAACAGUGAUCUCGAUCAAGCAAAGAAUAAGAAACAACAAAUGGAAUUAGCUGCACUUCUCAAAUUAGGUUGUUGUCCAUUUAUUAUCAAAUUUUAUGGGAUUUCGUCUGUGGAUAAUAGUCAAGUUGUG
Racocetra persica is the source of this 432-nucleotide messenger RNA. NCBI's taxonomy places the organism in Eukaryota, Fungi, Glomeromycota, Glomeromycetes, Diversisporales, Gigasporaceae. The record is from the annotation of a GenBank genome assembly.